AUGAGAACCAAACAAAAACUGAAAAUACUCAUCUUAAUAACAUGUCCUCUAACACUUCCUCUGGGAUACAUAAUCUCUAGGGUCUUCCAUCUGCCCACUCCAUACCUCAUAUCCCAUUGGGCCAAUAAGGACGGUCUCAUAAACUCCAUCUUCGUCAAGAAGGGUUGGUUCUGGACGACUUUGCUUACCUGGUUUUGCAUAUUUAAAUACUCCUCCACUGCAACAGCUUCUUCCGCUAGGAGACACUCCCGAUUAACUCGCUCAUUGAUCAGAUACAUCAUAUUAACAUUAUGGUGGUUCAUGUUCACACAAAACCUCAUCCCAGGAACACAACUCCCACCAAUAAUGGAUAUCAUCUUUCUUUUAUCCGGAGGGAAGUGCCAAUUUGAUGUUUUCGAUCUGGAGCAUGACGGAUCAUUAAAUGAAUCGUUCCAGAAUGUUUUAGGUGAUCAAUGGAGAAGGAGACACAAGGCCUGGUCUCGUAUAUAUCAAUUCCUUUCCAAAUUUGACUCCACAGGUCCCUCUGAUUCGGACUCACAAUUGUUGGAUGCCUCAUUGAAGACUAUUGGGUGCGUCUUGAAUUUGGAGAAGGAAUGUGAUAUGGAUCACGAUGUGACCAGCGCAGAUUUGAAUUCGUUCAUUAAACGGAAGAUGAACUCCAUGGGGAGGAUUUCUACCUCCGCAAUGUGUAGGUCACAUGGUGGGUAUUGGACCAUGGGUCAUGAUCCAUCCGGUCAUAUUUUUUUAAUUACAUUGAUGACGAUGUUUAUAUUGGGGGAACUACAAUUCUUCAUUCAAGAUGCUAUGGCAAGAUUGUUGCAUGAUUUCAAUUGGGUUACAAUAUUGAAACAAUGCGGGAAAUUGUUUGAUAAUGGGUUGAUCUGGAAUUAUAUCAAGUUGGAUUCAAGGGAUAGGCGUAAUUGGAUGCGUGUGAUUUACGAAACUCUUAUACUACCACCAUACACUUUUGCCAAAGAGGCAGCAGAGUUAGUUGUACUGACGGGUCGCUUUAUCAUUUGGGACAACCCUAUAAUAUUGUUGAUUACAUUGCUGGUAGUUUGGUUAUGGAGUUUCCUUAUCACGACGUUGGUUUUCCAUACUGUGAGUGAGCAGCUAUCUGGAUUGUUUUUUGCAUAUAUGGUGGCAGGCAUUCUUUAUUGGAAGGCAUAUUAA
Naumovozyma castellii is the source of this 1173-nucleotide messenger RNA. It is a transcript of the gene SCS3, whose product is annotated as Scs3p. The transcript has a single exon. Lineage: Eukaryota; Fungi; Ascomycota; Saccharomycetes; Saccharomycetales; Saccharomycetaceae. The coding region runs from base 1 to 1173 and encodes 390 amino acids. The record is from RefSeq and is a predicted model, not a curated record.